CAGAGCCUGGUGCUCCCAAAUUAGUAUUUAUUUGUAUCCCCUUUAAGUUAUAGUUCCUUCACCUUUCACCUGUCACUUAUUUAAUUCAGUAUCAUUAUCUUCUCUCCUCCCUCAAUCAUCAUCACCCUUACUCAAUCCAAUCGAAUUCGCAUCAUGAAGGCUUCCGUCCAAAUCUUCACUUUGACCGCCAUGACCUGCCUGUCCCUAUUGCAAGUCAAUGCCCACUUGACCAUGGUCAGUAUGAUGGGCGAAACCAACGGAUACAGGGGCACAUCCUUCGGCGAAAUGGAAGGAGUCCCUCGAAAUGGCACUGCUCGUUUCCCAUUCCAAGCCGAUAGCGGUGUCAUUCGUCAAGGAGACAUCGACAAGGGACUCGCAAGCGUUUGUGGACGUACUUUGAUGGGCCCCAUUGACAUGAAGGUCGCUUUUCAAAAAGCCGAGAAUGAAGGUCUACCCGAUCUCGCUCCCGGAGGUCGGAUCACCAUCACGACCCACCAGAUUAACGCCGAUGGUGGAGGGCCAUACUCUUGCGCCGUUGACACUGGAGCGACGGGAGAGAGAUUCAUUCCGAUUCCGAUUGAAGUCAACAUUCCUGGCGCCAACGGACGGUCAGACGCCCGAGCCAUCGAUCUUCCUCUCGUGGCAAAGAUGCCCAAAGAUCUGAUCUGUACCGGUGGAAGUGAUAAGCAAACUUGUCUCAUCAGAUGCUUGAAUGGAGCCAAAGCUGGUCCAUUCGGAGGCUGUCUAGCUUUUACCCAGAAAGCAGGUGCCGCUGACAAUGCUACCCCGCUUCCCUCAGAUGCCGACUUGUUCGGCCCAGCACUCGAAGCUUUGAAACAGAAAGCACAGAACGAUCCUCAGCAAGUGAUCGUCAUGCCUAUCGCCAAGAAGGUCAUCCCUUUGAACCUGUCACCAACCAGGCGAUCGCUCAUUGAACGUCAGACUGCAACCCCGACUGGACAACUGCUUGUCUAUCCUCCUGUAUCCCGGAUCUCCACUGCCACUGGAAGCACACCCGCAUCGACCUCGUUUGGUACUAACCUCGAUGGAAGCGGUUUGACCGAUAACAACGGUGGAAAUGGACAAACCAACAAUACCAAGCCGCCGAUUACCCCGCCACCUGCUGGUAAGGCCAAAGCCCAGAGACGAUUGAGGAGAAGCGAAUCACCUUCACCUUGGGUUCCCCCCAAGUCCCCUACCAACGAGGGAAUCCAAUUCGAGAUUUCAACUGGACCUCUCGGCCAAGCUGAUGUACCUAAGCAGGCCCAGAAGCCAAAGGAUCUUCCUCCUAGGCCCGUUAGAAGGUCACAACAGGUCUUCCAAAUCCCGGAAUAAAU
This is a messenger RNA of Puccinia graminis f. sp. tritici CRL 75-36-700-3, 1337 nucleotides long. RefSeq lists its product as uncharacterized. The transcript is spliced from 10 exons. NCBI's taxonomy places the organism in Eukaryota, Fungi, Basidiomycota, Pucciniomycetes, Pucciniales, Pucciniaceae. The coding region runs from base 154 to 1335 and encodes 393 amino acids. The record is from RefSeq and is a predicted model, not a curated record.